GAUGGGCUAGACCCAAAGAAAGCACAUCUUUGCCUCCCUAGUACCUAAAGAGAAACUGUUUUUUUUCUCCUUCCUCCCGACUCUAAGCUUUCUGCUCUAUGAAACUGUCACCUGCCAGUUACCCAGCAAGACCAGCCGGUUCAGGAAAGGGGGAAGGAGGUGGUGGGGAGAAAAGGAAAGCAGUUAUGGAAGAGAAGCAGGGAAACUGAGAAGAGGAGACCAGCAGGGCUGGAUUGACUGUGAGGCAAACCGUAUCUGCUUAUCCGGUGUAGACUGGCUGAUUCUGCAAGUGCCCUAUGCUGCGGUGUUCGAGGGCGAACCGCUGGUUAUGCGCUGCCGCGGCUGGUACGACAAGGUGGUCUACAAGCUUCACUACUACCACGACGACCAGGCUGUACGCUAUUUCCACUCUAGCACCAACUACACAGUGUUGCAGGCGCGUGCGAGCGACAGUGGGCGUUACCAGUGUUCUGGCACCAUGCGCAUCCCGGUAGAGAGCGCGCCCAUGUUCUCCGCCAAGGUGGCUGUGACCGUGCAAGAGCUGUUCCAGACGCCGGUGCUGAGGAUUAUGCGCCCUCAAGAGAUCCGCGGCUCAGCGCACCGCAGAGUGGUCCUGCGCUGCGAGACGCGCCUGCACCCACAGAAGCGCGACACGCCACUGCAGUUCGCCUUCUACAAGUACAGUCGCUCUGUUCGCCGCUUCGACUGGGGCUCUGAGUACAUGGUCCCAGAGCCCGAGGUAGAAGAGCUUGAAGCGUACUGGUGCGAGGCGGCUACCGCCACUCGCAGCGUCCGGAAACGAAGCCCGUGGCUGCAACUCCCAGGGCCCGGCUCCCCCCUGGAUCAGGCGUCCACCACCGCUCCAGCCCCACAAGCUGCAGCCUUCGCUCCAGGUAACAAGCCGUUCUCCUUCAGAAAGCCCCCAGUGUCCAGAUCGGUCCAGUCCGUCACCUCCGUCCCAAACGCCACCUUAGCUGGGCUGCAGUUCCCAGGAGGCAGCGCCCCCACUGUUGGGUCACCCGCCUGCGCUCCGCCGACGCUCUUGGAACAAUCCGCUGGAGCUCUGAAACCCAAUGUAGACCUUUUGCUCCGAGAAAUGCAGCUGCUCAAAGGCCUUUUGAGCCGGGUGGUUCUGGAAUUGAAGGAGCCACAAGUCCUCCCAGAGUUCAAGGGAACACCCGAAACCCCCACUUCCCACUUUGCUUUGAGCCGGGGAACCCCCGAGACGACUCCAGUGGAGAGCUGAAUUACGGAUACCUUCCUCUCUCCAGGUUCAUUUUCCCAGAUCUCUCCUACUUCCCCUAGCGCGCAGACCUCUCUGAGCUAUCUCUGCGUCCCUUUGUUUUUUGUUUGUUUGUUUUUGUUUUUUUUUUUUGUUUUGUUUUGCUGUGGUUUUAAAAGACGUCCGUAUAAAGUGUGGUGGUUGAUGAUUUCGACUUCACACAGCAGCUAGUAACCACAAGCAUUGUCUUUGAUGUGUUCCUUCUCACAGAAUUCCGUUUGGGAACAUGUUAUUUUACUUCAUUGUAGUUUCCUUUUGGAGUGAAUUUAGUCAUCCUUAGCUAAUAUUAAGUCUAACAUACGUAUUUCGGCACAAGUCAUUUUUUGGUAAUUAAAUUCAUUGAGGUCACUAAAAAACAUUAGAACAUUUUGGGAUUAAGAUGGAAUUAUUAAUAAUUAUUUUACUUCUCUGUUAAUAUUAAAGACUUUCAGCCUUAUUACUGAUGUGUUUAUAUCUUCAAAGUUAUGGGUUCUAAUUACUUUUAGAGUGGGAAAGUAUUCCAUUCCUAAGUUAUGAAGGUCGGCGUUCACCUAGAUGCACCCCCUGUCCCCACACACACCCCUUGCCCGCAUGUAGCCACUGAUGGGCUCUGGGAGCACCAGGCAGGUGGGCCACACUAAUCUUAAUGAAAAAUUAAACAAGUGGUAUCUUUUGCAUUGAGACAUCUCUUUGAAGAAAGUUUUAAAACAAAUCCUCAAAAUUGCUGAAUCCACAUUUUUAGCAGCAUUUUUCUUCUUUAAAAACCAUUUUAACACUAACACACAGCUAUAUAAAUGUGUUCAGAUCUAGAUCCCACCCUAUGUGGAGACUUUAUGAAGGAAGAAAAAUGGGAAGUCAUCUCAAUUACAAUUUUAAGAGUUUUCUCACUGAAAGUCUAAUUUCCACAGCUCCUCUGUCUACUCUAGCCAUGGAUUCUCUGCAGAGCUGGUAUGACUUGAUCUAAAGAGUUCUUAUUCUCUUUAGAUCCACAUCCUUCUUCAAUUAAGUUUACCUGUGAAAGCUGAGAACUAAUAACAAUUGUUUUCCACCAUUCUUUACUUGUGUUUUAAAGAUUUUCAGUCAUAUUCCAUUUUCCAUUUCUUUCUGAAUGAUUAAAAUAACAUUCACACUUUUCACCAUAUUAUUCUUAAAAUCACUCUUCACCAUAUUGUUAUUACAAAGUCACUGUAAUUAUCCAGGGAAUCAAGCAGGUGCACACAAAUUAUAAUGCAAUGUGAUGAAUGCUCUGUGAAAAAACCACAGGAAUUCAGAAAAGGAACUGGACCUUGAAAAAAGAGCAAGAAUUCACCAAGAGGAGAUGUGAGACAGAUUGAGGGGUAGGGCAAAUAGGCUGAGAAUCCAAAGGCAUAGGAACAUGAAAGACUGUUGUGUAUUUGUGGACCUACAAAUAGCUGGGAGAGGUUAGAGAAUUCUGUGUGUUUAUGUGUGGGGGAUUGUAUUUGGGGGGGGGGGGGAGGUGGCAGAGACAAAUAUAGAAAAGUAGGAUGGGAUCAGAACAUGAGUGUCUUGUUUAAAAGUACUUGUUUGAUAUGUUGGAUGGAUAUUUGGAAACAUUCCUGGUUUGAGAGCCUCAAUAAGUCACUGGAGGACAUGCUAAUGUAAAAUUAGCUAAGAAGAAUCAAAUAAACUGAUCUCAGUGAA
Molecule: messenger RNA, 2923 nt
Organism: Marmota flaviventris (yellow-bellied marmot)
Lineage: Eukaryota; Metazoa; Chordata; Mammalia; Rodentia; Sciuridae
Gene: Fcrlb
Product: Fc receptor like B
Biological process (GO): cell surface receptor signaling pathway; immunoglobulin mediated immune response
Cellular component (GO): external side of plasma membrane
Molecular function (GO): transmembrane signaling receptor activity
Source: RefSeq, a predicted model, not a curated record